AUGGUUUCGUUGGUUGUAGUGGCUGCAUUUCUUCUCUGGGGGGCAGUCUUCCAACUACCCCAGGCUGGUGGAUUUAAAAUUACUCACUCUGAUGCCUCCCUCAAUCAUCAAGAAAUCACUGAGGCAGCCAUUGUCCUCAAGACGGCGGAAGUGUGUCGUGACAUAGCCAAAGCCCAGGGCAAAGACUUUACACUACCUGUCAACAACAAAAUAACUGCAGCUAUUGUUCAAAAAGCCUGCUUGAGUUCAAAUCCUGUUCUAUCAAAUUCAAACAAUUUUAAAUCGGCAAUUGUUACAGUUUACCUGAACAAUAUAGCUGUGGACAGAAAAAUAUUGAGUGACCCACCUCAUUUUGAUAGUGAGAAAUUCAGCGAAGGACGGGACAUCAUCACUAAGGGCGUAGCCAAAGUGAAAGUCAAUCUGAAAGAGGGAAACUACUUGUCUGCAAGAAAGAACCUGGGAGCUGUGACACAUACUUUACAGGAUUUCUACAGUCACAGUAACUGGGUAGAACUGGGAUACACUUUUUCUUUUAGUGCACUGAUCAAACCAGACCUUCCCCUCAACAACACAGCAGACCCCAAAACAGCGACAUGCAAAAGCUGUGUUGAUGACAACUGCAGUGAUAACAUUCUACCUGAGAUCCUGCAGCAGAAGAUAAUAACUACUGGAUAUAGUAGCCUUUUAUCACCUGACAAACCUGCAGGCAAAUGUAGCCAUGGUGGCUUCUUUGAUCAAACUAGCAGAAAAAAUCCCACUGGAGGCAUCAAUAAGGAUGACCUCAAAUCAGAACAUGGCUUCCUUCACCUAGAAGCUGCAAACAUGGCAAUCAAUGCUACCAUGGAGCUACUGGAAGACAUUAGACAGGCUGCGGGAGAAACAGCCUUUCUUCGGUUAAUAGGCCUCAGUCGUACCAUUGUGCUGGUUUUUGUGAUUGACAUCACAGGCAGUAUGUCUAAUAUCAUCACUGAAAUUAAGAAAGUGUCCAUCAAUAUGAUAGACAGCAGGAAAGGAACACCAGAAGAACCUACAGAUUACAUGCUAAUAACAUUUGAUGACACAGGUGUCGAAUUGACAAGGACUGGGGAUAUUGAUGAGUUCAAAGAGCGAAUCAAUGCUCUUUUAGUAUCUGGUGGAGGAGACUUCCCAGAGAUGUGCUUAUCAGGGCUUCUGAUGGCAUUAACAAGAGCUCCACCAUCAUCAGACAUUUUUGUAUUCACGGAUGCUUCAGCAAAGGACCCUGAAUUAAAAAACUCUGUUGGAGCCAUGAUAGAAAGCACUGAAUCCACAGUCACUUUCUUGUUGACCAGCUUCAUCUCACCAGAAGUCUCAGACUCCCAGAGCUCCUCAUCGAGGCCGAUGACUCAAUCAGAACUACAGUUGUACAGAGACCUGGCCCAUGUCUCUGGUGGACAAACCUUAGAGGUCACAAAAACCACGCUUUCUGAAGCCUCUACAGCCAUUACAGAUUUAUUUGCAUCUGGCCAGGUCACAGUUCUUCAGGUGUCAAGAAGUGCAGGAAAUGCAGGAAAUUUUUCUUUUCCGUUGGAUUCAUCUCUGUCCAAUGUGAUUGUGUACAUCACUGGGGAUUCACUGGAUGUUACCAUCUACAGCCCUUCAGGUGGGUCUCAGUCAGGUUCAGUAAUAAAUGGCGGGCUUGGUAGCAUUCAGACUGUGGGAAAUCUAAUGAAAAUAAAACUCAACUCCGACUACCAGAAAGGGGAAUGGGGCAUCAGUGUUAACUCCACAAGCUCAUACACCAUGAAAGUCAAUGGUCAGAGUUCAGUGGAAGUCCUCUUUUACUUUGUGAACAUAAUUUUGGGAGGUCAUGGAGAAGCUUGGGGACAGAUCUUCACUCGCCCUUCUAUUGGUCAGAAUGCCACCCUGUUUCUCUCAUUGUCUGGAGGUGAAUCGGCCACAGUGACUGAUGUACUUCUAGUUGAUGCUUCAGGAUCCAGUGUUGGUAAUGGAAACGUUACAUCAGUGGGUGAUACAGACUACCUGGUCAGCCUAAACAGAAUCCCAGAGGGUGAAUUUGCGCUCCAACUUAAAGGGCUGUUGAAUAACUCAUCAUCAUCUAGUCGAUUUCAAAGGCAAUCAUCCAUUCAUCAUAAAGGAUCAAGAAUAACAGUCGCGGUUGAAACACAGACCACUACAAUUCCUGGAGUUUCUUUCAGUUUCAACUUUACAGUGGCCACUAAUACUACAGCAGGUAACUACACUAUCAGAGCCAGGACGAGCAACGGCUUCACUGUGACCGUCCCCAGUUCCCUAAAUGUGUCAACAGGAGGAAGUGUUCAGGGGACAGGAACGCUGACAGUACCCUCCAACACAGAGUAUGGGACUGAUGUUACACUCAUUGUUGAGGCAGAAGCUCCAGGGUCCACUGAUCUAAAUUAUGCCACAGUUCGAAUCACUGCCUCAGCUACAAGCAUAAAGUUCAGUGGCUUCAGUUUCUGUCUCUCUUUGGCUUAUUUGUUUUCUCUUUUGCUGUAAUGGAGAGUAACGGGAGACAUAUACAAAUAGCUAGACACUAUUGUAUGUUUAUUUACAACUCUUCAAUUAUUAAAAAUAAGCCUUUAUUUUCAUUUUAGAAA
Molecule: messenger RNA, 2597 nt
Organism: Paramisgurnus dabryanus
Lineage: Eukaryota; Metazoa; Chordata; Actinopteri; Cypriniformes; Cobitidae
Source: RefSeq, a predicted model, not a curated record